Messenger RNA from Alligator sinensis (Chinese alligator), 1967 nucleotides. RefSeq names its product cilia- and flagella-associated protein 45-like. The record is from RefSeq and is a predicted model, not a curated record. The transcript has 13 exons. NCBI's taxonomy places the organism in Eukaryota, Metazoa, Chordata, Crocodylia, Alligatoridae.
AUGGCCACAAUGCCAUAUGAUGUGCGCGAGGCUCAUGAACGGUUCCCACCCAUUGACCAGCCCUGUAAGCUGAAGACCAACACCCUGACUGAAACCAAGGACUAUUGUGUCAGCAAACUAGUACCUCCUGUGGACAGAUUCCCACAGCGUGCACUGAAACUCAGCAGAGCUGAUUAUCAAUGUUUUAAAGAUCUGGCCCUAAGUAGGGAGGAGCGCCAGACCAAUGCAGCAGCAUUCAAAGCUGAGAGGAAAGCCAAGACGGCCGCUGUGGCCCUGCGCAGACAGGCCUCGGAGAAGCUGAUUCCACAACACAGCAAGCAAAGUGACCAGGAUGAGGCAUAGGAACAAACCAGCCCCCAUGUGCAGCAGGGCAACAGCAUGCACCUGGAGGAGGAAGAGGACGAGAUUAAGGUUAAGGAGAAGAUGAUUGUGGAUGCCAGGUACCAUGUUGUCCUGGACGCCCAGAAGUUAAAGAAUAAGCAGAUGGAGAAAGAGAUCAAACAGGAGGAGAAGUGCCUGGACCAGAGUAUGGAAGAGGAGUACCAGAAAGCUGUGAAUGUGCGAGAAGAGCUAAAGCAGACAAGGGAGCAGGAGUUGAUCUGGGAGAGGCUCCAGAUCAAGGAGCGGAAAAAGAGUAAUAAGGAGAGGAAGAGACGGAAAAAAGAAAGGGAACGCCUGGCAGAGGAUAGCUGCAUUAACAAGAAAACGAUGAAAUCCAAGGAGCAGAAGCUGGAGCAGGGGGGGCUGGUUGACCAGCACAUCCUUCACUGCCAGAAGCAGAAAAUGGUGCAGGAAGCAGGGCUGGAGGCACAGCAAGAGAUGGCCCAGCUGAGGGGCCUGCAGGAGAGGACCCAGGACCUCCAGGCUGACAAGGACAAGCAGAGUGACCAGGAGGAGGUGCAGGAACAAACUAAUCCUGAAGUCCAGCGGGCCAGCAGGAUGCACAUGGAGGGUGACAAGAUCAAGGACAUGGAGAAGUUGGCUGUGGAUGCCACGUGCCGCGCCGCCCAGGAUGCCCAGUUUUCAGAGAUGAAGCAGGUGGAGAUAGACCCCAAACAGGAGGAGAUGUGCCUGGACCAGAAUAUGGAAGUGAAGUGCCAGAACGCCAUGCAGAUGCAGGAAGAGCUGGAGCAGGAGAGGCAGCCAGAGGUGAUCCGGGGGAGCCAGAUCAAGAAGCAAGGAAAGAAUAACAUGGAGGAGAGGAAGAGACGGCAAAAAGAAAGGGAUGCCCUUGCGGAGAGUUUCUCUAUACUCAGGAAUAUGCUGAAAUACAAGAAGCAGAAACUGGAGCAAGGGAGGCUGUAUGACCAGUGCAUCCUGGACUACCAGAAACAGAGAAUGAUACGCAUCCAGGGGCAGGGAAAAGGGCCUGCACAGGAAGCAGAGUUUGAGGUGCUGCAGGAGGACGCCUAUCAAGAGAAGCAGGUGGAGAUGGCCCAGCUGAGGGGCCUGCAGGAGAGGACCCAGGACCUCCAGACUGACAAGGACAUGCUCUGGGCCAUGUGGAAGCAGGAGGCCAAGGAGCAGGAGUGGUGGCAUAGGGACUUGCUAGCAAAAAAUGAAAAAUUGAUGAAGAUAAUGGAGCUCCAGGUCAUGCUGCAGCAGAGCCGCAUGGAGUAUAUGGCCCACAAGCUGCUGAUGCAGGCGAAGCGGGACUGCAGCCAUUUUGAAGAGUUUUUCAGGGUGGAGCGAGAGGAGAGGGAAGCCAAGCGAGCGGAGUAUGGUGAAGUGGUGCAAUGCCAGAUGCAGGAGCGCCAGGCGCAGCUGGUGCAAAAGCAGGCCACCUGCUUCGAGGAUGAGAAGCACUUACAAAAGGAGAUACAGUGGCAUGCAGACCGCCUUGUCACUGGCCUGCCUGAGAUUUACCGUGUUGGAGUGGAGCACAAGGCGUUCAAGCCAGGCCCCAAGGGGCCCAUUCACUGACUAGCCUGCCCUGGGGACUUCCACAGGGCCUUUCACGUGUGGCC